Trichomycterus rosablanca is the source of this 2603-nucleotide messenger RNA. RefSeq names its product porphobilinogen deaminase-like. NCBI's taxonomy places the organism in Eukaryota, Metazoa, Chordata, Actinopteri, Siluriformes, Trichomycteridae. Gene Ontology annotation, cellular component: cytoplasm. Bases 32 to 1111 code for a protein of 359 amino acids. The record is from RefSeq and is a predicted model, not a curated record. Gene Ontology annotation, biological process: heme biosynthetic process. Gene Ontology annotation, molecular function: hydroxymethylbilane synthase activity. The transcript has 14 exons.
AGACAAAAGCAACAAAAAAAUCUGCACUGAAAUGAGGAAAGACCAGGAUGGGGAUUACAAAGGCAGCAGGAGAAUCCGAAUCGGAACAAGAAAAAGUCAGCUGGCUCGUAUUCAGACUGACAGUGUUGCAGCGAAGUUGAAGGAAUUGUACCCUGAUGUGCACUUUGAAAUAGUUGCUAUGUCAACAACAGGUGACAAAAUACUUGACACAGCUCUAUCAAAGAUAGGAGAAAAGAGUCUCUUUACAAAGGAGUUGGAAAAUGCUUUGGAAAGAAAUGAGGUCGACCUGGUUGUGCACUCAUUAAAGGACUUGCCCACCACUCUUCCGGUGGGUUUUACAAUAGGAGCUGUGCUCAAGCGGGAAAGUCCGUAUGAUGCAGUAGUUUUGCACCCCAAAAAUGCUGGGAAAUGUCUCGAUUCACUACCAGAGAAGAGUAUAAUUGGCACUAGUUCUCUUCGCCGAGCUGCACAGUUGAAGAAACGAUUUCCACACCUGGAGUUUAAAGACAUCAGAGGUAAUCUGAACACACGGCUGAAGAAGCUGGAUGAGAACAAUGACUUUGCUGCUAUUAUCCUGGCUGCAGCUGGACUGAGGAGAAUGGGUUGGGAGAAACGCAUCAGUCAGAUUCUUGGUGCUGAAGAUUGCAUGUAUGCAGUCGGGCAGGGGGCUCUGGCGGUGGAAGUGAGGGCUCAGGAUCAGGACAUUCUGGAGAUGGUAUCAGUGCUGCAAGAUCCAGACACAGUGCUGCGCUGCAUUGCUGAGAGAGCUUUCCUUAAACGCUUGGAAGGAGGAUGCAGUGUUCCAGUUGCUGUUCACACAGAAGUUAAGAAUUCCCAGCUCUCACUGACAGGAGCUGUGUACAGUUUAGAUGGAUCUGACAGUCUAAAGGAGACCAUGAAGACCGAUGUGGAGUUCGACAAUGAGGAGCAGAAGAAUGUAGAAGAAAAGGUGGAUGAGAAGAUUCAGCAUGUUGGAGUCACAGCGCUGAAGGUGUCUCGGGCAGCACAGGAUGCCGCAGAGAACCUUGGGGUCGACCUCGCCAACCAGCUGCUCAGCAAAGGAGCUAAAGAGAUUCUGACUGUAGCCAGACAGCUUAAUGAUGCCCAGUAGAUUUGUUUUAAGUAUUGAAUCAAUAGCAUUGUAUUCACAAUACUUUUUCAGGUAUUUUUUAAACUUGAUUUUUCUAACAUUCCAAAAAUGGCGAUACAUUAUACAGUAUGUUAGGGAACAAAACCAUGACUUUGUAACAGCCAUGAGCUCUGAAAAGGCGGGCAAAAUUCAGCCAGUUAGCACACUGAUGUGUUCUUCAGUGCUUUAAAAAAAAUAUUUUUAAAUUUUUCCUGUUAUUAACUAUUUGUCACACUGUAUGAUUUAGGAUCGUCAGACUUGUACACAAAGCAAAUAUUUAACAGAACAGUUUUUAAAAACAACUAAAGUUUUUAGAUUUUACUUGUACAAAUCAACUGAUUCUUAAUAACUGCAGGUAAUUACUGCUUUAAAUUAGCUGCUAGUUUAUUUAAACUACCUGUUUUAGGAAUCACCACACCGUUUCUUUUGGGAUCAGGUUGGGACUAGGCCACUCCAAAACUGUAAUUCUGUUUGUCCACAACAAUUCAAAUGAGAAGUGGAUUUGUGUUUUAAAUCAGUUUUACAGUGGAUAUAAAAGUCUACACAUUGCUGUUGCCAGGUUUUUGUAAUGUAAAAAAAAAUUUACCAAGAUAAAACAUUUAAAAACGUUUUUCUACCUCUAAUGUGACCAAUAAUCUGUACAAUUCAAUUAAAAAACAAACUGAAAUCUUUUAGGGGAAAAGUAAAAAUGUACAAUAACACGGUUGCAUAAAUGUGCACACUGUCAAACUAAUAUUUUGUUUUCCUCAGGCUGCUCAUCAUGUUUCAAAAUGUAAUUUGCCUAAGGAAAGGAUUAAAGACCAAUUUAGAAUUGAUGCCCGUGGUUUUGAUUCAUAUAAGGUUUAGUUGUCUGGUGUCCUUAUACUUUUAUGCUUAGGGUUGUUUACAUUUUGCCACAGCUGUCAUUUUGAGCCUAAAACACUUUUUGGUGUGUGAUGUUAUACAUAAUGUUUUAUGUCUAUGGCUGUAUUUUCCAACAAAUCAACAAAUGUUAGAGUUUUUCAUGGUUAGUCUAAAAAGGCCCUACAGCAAUUUUCCCUGCUCCAUACCCCCCUUAUUUUACAUUUACAUUUUCAAGAUUUAGCAGACGCCUUUAUCCAAAGCAACUUACUUUACAGUUACAGUCUACAGUCUGAGGGUUAAGGGUCUUGCUCAAAGGCCAAACAGCAGCAACUUGGCAGUGGUGGGGCUUAAACCAGCAACCUUCUGAUUACUAGUCCAGUACCUUAACCACUAGGCUACAGCUUGCCUUAUAUUGCUCAUAAGCUUGUUAUCAAGGUCUUAAUUAGUUAAAUUGUGUUGGGAGCAGGGAAAGCUAAGAAUUUGGAAGCAUAAUACUAUUAAAUGGUGGAAUCAGUGUUUCAGAGAAAAUCGUUUUAGUUAUUUAUUUUCCUGAUGUGUAAAUGAAAUUUAAAUCACAGACAAAAUGACUUUAAGUACCUGCCUGAUUAUAUCUUAAUAUUGUAAACAAAUA